Molecule: messenger RNA, 807 nt
Organism: Drosophila santomea
Lineage: Eukaryota; Metazoa; Arthropoda; Insecta; Diptera; Drosophilidae
Exons: 5
Coding region: 72-506 (144 amino acids)
Source: RefSeq, a predicted model, not a curated record
ACUACCACGGGUACUACCAAUCAGUUGUGAAAUAAUCAGCAGUCUGCCAGGUUCCCUGUGGGAUCGGAAACAUGUUGAAGCUGGACACCAAAGGAGGAAUCAUCUGCUCGGGCUGCCUGUCCAUAGCCUUUGCCAUAACCUAUUUGGCUUUAAUGGACGAUUACUUCUGGAGACAGGGCCUCUACGAACUGGGAAUACACAUUUCGUCUCUGCAGAUAUUGGGCAGCCUAGUUCUCAUAGUGGGAGCUGUAAAGCAAAGGCACAAGUUUUUUGUGCCGUGGAUGAUAACCACAGGAUUCUUUAUGUACUUGAUGGUUUACCUGCUCAUUAUACUGAUAGUCCAGGGAAGAGAGUGGAUAUUCAUACCGGCGAUGGUGGUUCCGUUCACAGUCUAUCUUGGCUGCGCCUUGUACUCGGUGCAAAAGGCUUUCGACAGGAUGCGCAAGGAGGGGCCACCUGCAUAUACCACCUUGUCCGACAAGAAGGAUUUCAUUAAUCACAUAUAGAUAUAUAGAGAUUGUUAUCACUUGCAAUAUGAAAACAAACAUUAUUAAAGGAAGAUUAGAUAGCUUGAAUGUAAAAGCUUAUUAUGAGCUAUUUGAAUCAAACCUAGAUCUAUGUGAUUUCUUAUCAUUUCUUCAGGUAGGAUGCACUGCUACUUUAAAAACUUAACCGCAACUGAAGCGAGGUAAAAGUUCAAAAACGGGCACAACUAAUUUCGAAUCAGAGAUAUCCUAAAGUUUUGGAAUUCACUUUGCGGCCAUACACAUCAUCACUAGCGCAGUCCUCAUCCUCUGUGCCACAAAG